This is a messenger RNA of Suillus fuscotomentosus, 267 nucleotides long. RefSeq lists its product as uncharacterized. The transcript is spliced from 2 exons. The record is from RefSeq and is a predicted model, not a curated record. Lineage: Eukaryota; Fungi; Basidiomycota; Agaricomycetes; Boletales; Suillaceae. The annotation marks the transcript as partial.
AUACUUUCACGUGGACCACCAACUCUUGCCAUGGUUAUUCCAGCAAUGGACCACAUUUAUUCUGUUUUUACUGCUGGAAUCAUCAAUCACCAAACUCUAAAUCCCUCUAUUCACACUGCUCUCAAACUUGCCAAACAGACUCUCAACAGGUACUAUUCGCUCACUGACAAGUCAGAAACCUAUCAAAUCGCGAUGGUUCUACACCCUCGACACAAACUUCAAUACUUCAAGGCUGCGGGAUGGGAGGAUGAGUGGGUGACCACUGCU